UAAAAUCACUUCCUGGUUCUUCUUUACACACAUGGGUUUACUUGUCUGUCUGCCUUUGUUUUGACGCCGCUACGCGUCGUUAUAAGAUACAAGCGAGAUGAAUAGUAAAUAUUUUUACUAUGAAUCUGCAGCAGACUUUUAAAAAGAGACAGUCCAAUGUUUACAGCUUGGCGCUUCCAAAGAAAACUUCCACUUCCUAGGUCGCAGCUUUUUUCUCAGAGCUCCACAAUGAAAGGAGUGCGUAAGACUCUGGAGUUCUCUCAGUCGUCGGGUUUGGUAGAAGCUCCAUCGCCGGAGUCUGUCCACCUUGCAGUGGAAACGUCCCCUCCAGACUAUGUGAAUGAGAUCUCGCGAUAUCUGGCGGCACAGAGCACACAGGAUCAAGUAUCUGAAGCAGAAAGUGACUCAGGAGACAGCCUGUUCAUAACUCAGAAACCUGCGUCUGAGGCUGAGAGUGCAAUAAGUAAGAGGUCCAACAGCCCGAGGUCACUGCCAGCAUCCAUCAGACAGCUCGAGGAAGAAGACUCCUCAUCAUCAUCCUCCUCCUCCUCCGAAGGAAAUUCCAAAACUGCCAAAAGGAAGCGUGGGACGAGGAGAAAGAUAAUCAAGCUGCCACUGUACAGUUUCCCUUUCCUCUCGGAGAACAGGCACAGAGCUCUGUUAUCUGUGCAGCACAACACAGCCCUUCAUUAUAAUGCGAUGGGAGGCUUCUUUAAAUGUGUCAAAGAACUGCAGCGGGGUCGUCAUGGAGGAGAUGGUCUGCCCUCAUGCGUACGGACAGUUGACGAGGAAGGGGGGAGCAUAUCCCCGCUGUCGGAGGACGAGGAAGAAGGGUCAGAGAGUGUGGACUGCAAAGUGGUGGAAAGGAAUCGUUUAGUUUUUGUGCCGUCAAAAACAAAACGCUCACAACCUCAGAAAUCGCUGGAGACGAGAGGUAGCAACGUGAAUCAUCAUGAGAGGAACGCAAGUAAAGGUCAAGAAGCUUCACAAGGAAGACAAAAGACAAUGCAGCACCAAAAACCGGCUAAAGCGUCGACAUCAAUGAGUACAGGGCUUUUGUCACAGACAGAGGACUCUGAUGGUGAAGGUCCUUCCCAAAGCAUUCUGGCCCAUAGUGAAACGCCAACAAGAAAGAGAGGUGUAACCAGAGGAAACGAGAAAUAUAUACAAGGGAAAGAAAGUGAGAAGGAGGUGUGUGAUGAUAGCGAUGCUACAUACUGUGAUCCACUUGAGCUACAGGGAAGUCCAAAACUCCAAGAUACAGUGAAGGACAGAGAAGCGUCCCUAAAUGUAACAGAGCCCCCAGCUGAUGAUUUCGUCGCAGAUGAUCUCUCCCAGAUGGAGCAGGCAGAGAACCAACCUGAAAGCAAGAGUCUUCCCCAAAGUCCCCCCGAAGCUGCAAGUGGCACUGGUAAUGAGAGUGUGUCCGAUGAAACCAUGGUGAGGAAGGAGAGAAAAGGAGAUGAUGAAAGUCGGGGACAGAGUCAGGAAGAUCCAGGGGGUCCGCAGGCUGCAACCUCAGUGGAGGUGGAGGCAGGAGAGACUCCCAGCCUCACGGAGGAUAAUCGAGCAGAGCCUCCGGCCACGCAGACCUGUGACGAGCUCGAGAACUUAUCACAUGAUGAUGUCAUAGCGAGAGAGGAGGAGAGACACAUUCCGGUGUCUCAGCCAUCACUGACACAGCACAUGGUGAAUGGUGGCGAGGAGGAGAAGAAGAAAGGGAAAAGCGUGGUUGAGGAUGAAGAGCAGUUAAAGGCAAGCGUCGUUUCGGAGCCACUAAAGGAUGAUGGUGAGAUACUGACAAACAAUAAAAAAGGGAAAGAAGAACAGAUUGUAAAUGCGGAAGAACAUGGAGAAGCGUUGAAGAUGACUUCAGAUCUACCUCUGACGUCAGGGAGACAAUUCGAGGAAACAGGAGAUUGUUUGGAAAAUAUAGAAUCGACUCAGGAAAAAUUAGAGCCCAUUUUGGAAAAGAAAAGACUAAAGCAUGAAAAGAAGCGACCGUCAGCUGAUCAGGAGGACACAGAAGUCGAAGCCAAAGAUGAUGCAGAUUCAAGCUUGUCUAAUGAUGUAACUACCGAAACGAGUACAGUGAAGAAGAAGAAGAAAAAGAAGAAGAGGGAAAGCAUCUCUGAAGGGGUCGAUAUUUCUUGCAUUUCUGAGGUUGAUGAUCAUUUCCAGAAAACGAAGGAGGGCUCAGACGACAGAGCUCCUGAGUCUGUGAUGAAGAAAAAGAAGAAGAAGAGGGAAAGCAUCUCCGAGGACGUAGAUAUAUCUUGCACUUUUAACCAAAAUGAAAAAGUUGAUGAUGCAGAUCAUUCCAACAAAACAAAGGAAGGCUCCGAGGAGACAGAUGCUGAACCUGUGACAAAGAAGAAGAAGAAGAAGAAGAAGAAGAAGAGGGAAAGCCCCUCAGAGGAUGUCGAUGUUUAUUGCACUCCUGACAAAAAAGUAAAGGUUGAUGAUGCAGAUCAUUCCCAGAAAACAAAGGGGGGCUCAGACGACAGAGCUCCCGAGUCUGUGAUGAAGAAAAAGAAGAAGAAGAGGGAAAGCAUCUCCGAGGGCCUAGAUAUUUCUUGCACUUUUAACCAAAAUGAAAAAGUUGAUGCAGAUCAUUCCCACAAAACAAAGGAAGGCUCUGAUGACCGAGAUGCUGAACCUGUGACAAAGAAGAAGAAGAAGACGAAGAAGAGGGAAAGCACCGCAGAGGAUGUCGAUGUUUAUUGCACUCCUAACAAAAAAGAAAAGGUUGAUGAUUCAGAUCAUUCCCAGAAAACAAAGGAAGGCUCUGAUGACAGAGAUGCUGAAUCUGUGACAAAGAAAAAGAAGAAGAAGAAGAGUGAAAUACUUAGCAGAGCUGUCUCAGAGGACGCUGUGGCACAAAGCCAUGAUUCGGUGUCUGUGCGGAAAAAGAAGAGGACCUCUUCCUUCCUCGUUGCUGAUGCAGAGGAAAAAGAGGCUCAGAUGCACGAGGAACAAAGCUCGCCUCGUUCAAACUCUGCAGCCACAAAAAAGCCUGGUGUCAGCGCUGGUGCUCCAGAGACUGAAUCAGCAGAAACGGCUGGAAAUGUGGAGGAAUCGAAUAAUGGGGCCAGGAAGAAGAAAAAGAAGAGAAAGGUGUCAGAGGUGGAGGAGAGUGUUGAGAAAUAUCAUGAGCAGGAUAUUGAAGAGCCGAAUGAAACGUGCGAGAGUUCUUUGCCUGAUCCCACUGAUUCAAGGGUAAAGAGAAAAAAGAAAUCGAAGAGAAAUGAAAGUGAGAUGGUGACCGCCGAGGAAAGAUUAGAAAAUGUGGAUGAAGCGGUGUAUUCUCAAACUGAUGAGGCUGUGGUUUUAAGAAAGAAGAAAAGCAAAAAGCGCAAAUCAGAGCCGGACCAUGUGAUACUAGAGAGUCCGACACCUGCCACUGACAGUGUGGUAUCAGGAGGAGCGCCAGUGAAAACCUGCAGCUCAGUUUCACUCAAGAAGAAGGGCAAACCGUCGGCCUCUCACUUGGCCGGAAAGGAGAGUAGUGGUCACAGCCCUGAAGAGUCUCGUGACGUCUCUGCCAAAACGAGCAAGGAAACGCAGAACAUGCCUCACCGCGUCUCCCCGUCUGCACAGACUCCUGGAGUCCUAAGUGAGGCGGUGAGAGACAAGAAAACUAAGAAAAGCAAACGGGCAAAGACAAAACUUUAUGAUCCAAGUGAGGACUUGUAUACAGAUCAGUAGUUUGACCAGGAGACUUAUUCUCAACACACACAAAACCUCUUUUGUAUCUUUCCCAUGAAGCUGUCAGUGUUUUUAGAUUGAAUGUGGACAAAUAUGUAAAUGAGGCUAUUAAGUGAUGACUUUUUCACAGUGACGUUUUUUUAAUGUAUUUGUUUUCUAUCAAAGCGUUUUUUACGAACACCCCUGGACCUUUUUUGAGUUGAGAUUAACUUUACUCUCCAUAGAAAAACUACUGAGAAAUGUUUAUUCUGGAAAAAAGAAACCUCUUUUAUUUUACUACAUUGAAAUGUUCAAUAUUAGUAGGAUCUCUGCACAAUGCAGGAUUGUAUAUGUUUACAUAUUGAGAAAUAUAUAUUUUUGAAAAGACAAGAUGCCUUUGUUUCCCUACAUUUAAAUAUAUAAUAUGUUGAGAACUUACACACAUUAUAUAGUUAUAUACCUCUACAUAUUGAGAAAUGGAAAUUUUGGGGAAAAUACACAUUGUCUUGUAUUUUAUUUAUGUCAAAAUAUAUUGAUGUCUCCUACACAAUACAGGAUUCUGCACGUACUGAGAAACGAAUUAUUUUGAUACAUCUAAAUAAAACAAUAUGAUGACUCCUGCACAAUACAAGAUUAUGUAUGUGUACACAUUGAGAAAUGUAUAUUUGAGAAGAAAGUAAAGCAUUUUGUUUUCCUACAUUUAAAUAUACAAUAUGAUGAGGACUCCUGCAUAGUACAGGAUUAUGUGCGUGUGCAUAUUAAAAAAUAUAUAUUUUUUGAAAAAGA
Messenger RNA from Pleuronectes platessa (European plaice), 4473 nucleotides. Its product is annotated as claspin. The coding region runs from base 157 to 3708 and encodes 1183 amino acids. The transcript has 5 exons. NCBI's taxonomy places the organism in Eukaryota, Metazoa, Chordata, Actinopteri, Pleuronectiformes, Pleuronectidae. The record is from RefSeq and is a predicted model, not a curated record.